AUGGACGCCCUUGCUGCAGCCGCUACUUCUCCCUCUAAAUUCCGUCGUCUAUGCCGAUUGAACGAGUUUCAUGAACCCACAACGGCAUCAUUCUCAGACGGUCAUGUACAAGCGAAUCUCAUCAUCCUCCCGGAAAGAUAUGCACAAGAUUUUAGAAACCUUUGUAUGCGAAACCCUGUUCCAUGCCCAUUAAUUGGCGAAACACGUCCCGGCGACCCUCGAGUGCCUGAACAUCUCGCUUCGGACUGCGACAUACGCACAGACCUUCCCCUAUAUAACAUCUACAAGAACGGAAAGUUAGCAGGGACCAAGAACAACAUCUCGGAAGAAUGGAAAUCCGAUUCGGUCGCGUUCCUCAUCGGAUGCUCGUUCUCCUUUGAAGCGGCUCUAUCCGCCAAUGGCUUUACACCACGCCAUACGGAAUUGAAGAGGAACAUUUCGAUGUAUAGGUCGACCGUUCCAUUGAUGCCUGCAGGAGUAUUUUCGGGACGUAUGAUCGUCUCUAUGAGACCUUAUGCAGGUGACUCUGUGGAACGGGUACGUGCAAUCACUAGGCCGUUCAUUCAGGCUCAUGGGGAGCCUAUCGGGUGGGGACCUGAAGGGGCCCGAGCACUGGGAAUCAACGAUCCCGAUGGAACACAUCCGGAUUUUGGAGACCCGAGUGAGAUUCGUGACGGAGAAGUUCCGGUGUACUGGGGUUGCGGUGUAACGCCUCAGCAAGCUAUCAUAGAUAGCGGAAUCGAGGGUGUCGUGGUAUCUCAUGCACCGGGACAUAUGCUCGUGCUCGAUCUCUUGGUGAAGGAUGUAUGUCAAACUAAAUGA
This is a messenger RNA of Marasmius oreades (fairy-ring Marasmius), 822 nucleotides long. RefSeq lists its product as uncharacterized. The record is from RefSeq and is a predicted model, not a curated record. Gene Ontology annotation, molecular function: D-glutamate cyclase activity. The transcript has 3 exons. Bases 1 to 822 code for a protein of 273 amino acids. Gene Ontology annotation, biological process: glutamate metabolic process. Lineage: Eukaryota; Fungi; Basidiomycota; Agaricomycetes; Agaricales; Marasmiaceae.